Molecule: messenger RNA, 2375 nt
Organism: Hippopotamus amphibius kiboko
Lineage: Eukaryota; Metazoa; Chordata; Mammalia; Artiodactyla; Hippopotamidae
Gene: CTIF
Product: cap binding complex dependent translation initiation factor
Exons: 11
Coding region: 300-1781 (493 amino acids)
Biological process (GO): regulation of translational initiation
Cellular component (GO): cytosol
Molecular function (GO): RNA binding; protein binding; translation activator activity
Source: RefSeq, a predicted model, not a curated record
UUCUCUUUCCCUGUGUCAGAGCAGGGAUCUUUUUUUUUUUUUUCCCUUCCUCUACUCCCUCUCCCCCACCCGCCCCUCCCUCCCUCUUUCCCUUCCCUCCCUCCCUCCCCUCUCGGCUGGGUUUGUGCGCUGGGGCGCCGGAGCCCCUCCGCCACCGGGACGCGCGGAACUCGAGGCAGGAGUCGGCUCUCCCGAGCCUCCUCCCUCCCUUCUCCUUCCCUGCCCCUUCCCCCACCCCCCGACUCGGGCUCGGAGCGGCGGCCAGAGGAACCCCGAGCCCAGGCCCCUGAGCGGGAGGGAUGGAGAACUCCUCGGCAGCGUCCGCCUCCUCCGAGGCGGGGAGCAGCCGCUCCCAGGAGAUCGAGGAGCUGGAGCGGUUCAUCGACAGCUAUGUGCUUGAGUACCAGGUGCAGGGGCUGCUGGCCGACAAGACGGAGGGUGAUGGCGAGAGUGAGAAAACGCAGUCUCACAUCUCCCAGGAGGAAGCACUCAGUGGUGGACCCCCCAUGAAAGGCUUAACAGAAGAAUGGACAGCGGACUGCAGUGAGCAGCUGGACAGCAGCUGUUCCUUCACCCGAGGGCGAGCCCCCCUGCAGCAGAAUGGCAGCAAAGACGCCUCUCUGGACAUGCUGGGCACGGAUAUCUGGGCUGCCAACACCUUUGAUUCCUUCAGUGGUGCCACCUGGGACCUGCAGCCUGAAAAGCUGGACUUCACCCAGUUCCACCGGAAGCUCCGGCACACGCCCAAGCAGCCCCUGCCACACAUCGACCGAGAAGGGUGUGGAAAAGGGAAGCUGGAAGAUGGGGAUGGAAUCAACCUGAAUGACAUCGAGAAGGUCCUCCCGGCCUGGCAGGGCUACCACCCGAUGCCCCAUGAGGUGGAGAUCGCGCACACGAAGAAGUUGUUCCGGAGAAGGAGAAAUGACCGAAGGCGGCAGCAGAGACCCCCAGGAGGGAACAAGCCCCAACAGCAUGGUGACCACCCGCCAGGCAGUGCCAAACACAACAGGGACCACCAGAAAUCCUACCAGGGGGGCUCGGUGCCCCACCCCUCAGGGAGGUCCACCCAUCACGGCUACAGCCAGAACCGGCGCUGGCACCACAGCAACAUGAAGCAUCCACCAGGCGACAAGGGAGAGGCAGGCGCCCACCGCAAUGCCAAAGAAACCGUGACCAUGGAGAGCCCCAAACUCGAGGGUGUCCUGGGAGACGCUGGGCACAGCGGCCUUGAGCCCCCCCGCAGCCCUGAUGCCCUGGCGCCAGUGGCUUCCGAGAGGCUGCCCCUGCUGCAGCCAGGGGCUCCAGAGGCCGAGACCAAGCGUAAAGACAGUGUUAUUCCCGAGCGCAGCGGGGAGCGGCCCAAAAUUACCCUGCUCCAGUCUUCCAAAGACAGGCUGCGGCGAAGGCUGAAAGAAAAGGUACCGGAUGAAGUGGCCGUGGAGACCACCAAGCCUCAGCAGAACAAGGUGGACAAGCUGAUUGAGAUCCUCAACAGCAUGAGGAACAACAGCAGCGACGUGGACGCCAAGCUCACCACCUUCAUGGAGGAGGCCCAGAACUCGACCAACUCCGAGGAGAUGCUGGGAGAGAUCGUCCGCACCAUCUACCAGAAGGCCGUGUCUGACCGCAGCUUCGCCUUCACGGCCGCCAAGCUCUGCGACAAGAUGGCGCUCUUCAUGGUGGAGGGGACCAAGUUCCGGAGCCUGCUCCUCAACAUGCUUCAGGUGCCACCACCGUCUCCAAAGGCUGCAAGGGUAUGUCAGUGGGCAUCUGUGAACUGAGGCUUCCCAGCCGAGGACACACAGCCUGGGUCUCAAAGCGGACACCAAGCACAUGGCCUGCUGGCCACCUGAAGGCAGAGGGAAUAGGAGUCACCCCGUGUGCCCUCCCCACCUCUGCCUCGAUGCCCCCUCCACACUGCUGUGGGCACCUCUCCCCCCCUUUCUUUGCCCAUGGCUGUGCUCUGGAUGCCUGGCGUGAAUCAGAGUGAUUUAUGAGGAAUUAGUGAGUGGGGGGUGGGGCAAAGGGAGUUGGGGGGAUGGAAACUUUUUAAACAGCCAGCAAGAAUGCCACACUUGUCUUGAACUCACUGCUUUCAGGGUGGCCAGGUUCUGUCUCCACUAGAUAAAGAGGAGAUCCCUCUAAGCAGACAGAGGUCUUGCCAGCUCCCCGUCCCGGUGACCACUGAGAGGUCACCAGGCAUCCCAGGGUGCAGAGUGUGAUGCAAGGAAGGGGCUGGGGGUUCAUCUGUGCCUCAGUGACUCCUCAGCCGAUUGGCAUAUGUGAACAAUCCAAACCCCAUUAUACCCAGUUCCUAGUGUCUUCUUACUCUAAACCCUUCCCUGUCUGGUGACAUGUCUCUCCAGGAGAGGUUG